GAUUGAUAUAGUGAGCAAAUGAUUUGGUUUCCUUUCCCAGGGCUGUCAAAAAGAUGAACUCUCUCCUCACCUUCGUUGUGCUGUUUGCUUGGGGCUUGUCCCCAGCUCAUGGGAGCCUCUGGAAUCUGCACAAGAUGAUCACAAAGACAACGGGGAAGAACGCCUUGCUGCAUUACUCCUCCUAUGGCUGCUACUGUGGCUGGGGGGGCAAAGGGCAGCCCAAGGAUGCCACAGACAGAUGCUGCCAGCGGCACGAUACCUGCUACAACAAUCUCCUGAGCUACCACUGCAAUGCCAAGAUUCAGGGAUACCACUACGGCUGGCGCAGAGGCAGCCCCUCCUGCAGAAGGAGCUCCUGGUGUGCCCAGCUCUCCUGCGAGUGCGACCGCAGUCUGGCCCUUUGCCUGAAGCAAAACAUCUGGACCUACAGCAAACGUUACCUCUUCUACCCGAAGCAUCGGUGCUGA
Athene cunicularia (burrowing owl) is the source of this 467-nucleotide messenger RNA. RefSeq names its product basic phospholipase A2 daboxin P-like. The transcript is spliced from 4 exons. Bases 54 to 467 code for a protein of 137 amino acids. The record is from RefSeq and is a predicted model, not a curated record. Lineage: Eukaryota; Metazoa; Chordata; Aves; Strigiformes; Strigidae. Gene Ontology annotation, molecular function: phospholipid binding; calcium ion binding. Gene Ontology annotation, biological process: arachidonate secretion; negative regulation of T cell proliferation; lipid catabolic process.